UGAUAUAUUUUUUUAGAAUAAAUUUAAUUAAAUAAUAUGUCUGGCAGUCCGGAAAGAAAAAUUAAGCGACUGGAGUUGUCUAAUACCCACCAAAAGUCUACCUGCAACUGCUCAGGAACAAUCGAGCGCCUUGAGCAAAUUGUUGUUCAGUUGGUGGAACAAGUUCGUUCCUCACGUGCUGAAACGAAAGUUCUUGUAGACGAAAUUCAAUCUUUAAGAGCUGAUCAAAAUGCGACGCAGGCUAAAAUCGAGGUCCUUGUGGAAGCUGCCUCGGAGCAAACCGCCACUAUCAAAGGAAUGACAAAGCAGCAAGGACAAGGACAAACAGUGGCCAGAAAAUUUCCGAUUCAGAGUGUAAAGGAUCUAAAUCAGAUGAGCAUGGAAAUUAACGACACAAACCGAGAGCUUUAUAUUGAUGCAAUUAAGAUCCACAUUAUGCAUGGUGGAAUUAUGAAAAACCUAAAAAAUGUGUUGUCAAAUACUGUUGUCUUGGCCUAUAAUGUUGAUGGCGUCCAAGGCAAAGCUGCCUUGAAAAACGAAAGCAGUUUUUAUGGAGUUUUGCUUGAUGCAAUCAAUUUGGUAGAAGGGACUGGAUCAGCUGAGGACAAUCUACGAAAGGCCUUGCAGCUGCAAAAAAAACGCUAUUUUAAGAACUCCAGUUGCAACAAAAACAAAAUUGAACAUGAAAACAACAACAACGUAUAAAUAAU
Messenger RNA from Drosophila innubila, 710 nucleotides. RefSeq lists its product as uncharacterized. Bases 37 to 705 code for a protein of 222 amino acids. NCBI's taxonomy places the organism in Eukaryota, Metazoa, Arthropoda, Insecta, Diptera, Drosophilidae. The record is from RefSeq and is a predicted model, not a curated record. The transcript is spliced from 6 exons.